AUGACGCGUAGCGUAAACCCGGUCACCUCUGCUGAAUACGCUCACAACUCGCACCGGAGGCUGUGGGGUCGUCGACCCGCGGGUGGUGACGGUCAAGGUCGCGCCGUUCUGACCAUUAAACACUGUAAGAGCCGCGGUGGUGAGAUGGAGCUUAAACUAUGCUACCCUGAUCAGGAGCAAUUAUCUCAAGCUCUCACAAAUACUAAUCCCGCGCGGAAAUCGAACCCACCACAACCAGGAAUAGCU
This is a messenger RNA of Iphiclides podalirius (scarce swallowtail), 246 nucleotides long. The record is from the annotation of a GenBank genome assembly. Lineage: Eukaryota; Metazoa; Arthropoda; Insecta; Lepidoptera; Papilionidae.